AUGUCAACUUUCAGAAAAGUCAUAGGGGUCAAUGAUUCACCUGCCAUUAUCAUCCCAGGAGCAGAGACCGUGACCUUGACAUACAGAGACCUGAGUUCGCUAAUUGCACAAUUCCAGCAGCUAUUUUACGCAGAACCAUUGAGAUCAAUUGCACCUCUUCAAUCGGCAAUUGCGAUCUCUUUGCCGAAUAGUUUGGAGUUUGCUGUUUCGUUUCUGGCUACUACCACUGCUGGCCGCAUAGCUGCCCCGCUCAACUCCAACUACAAGAAGGAGGAGUUUGACUUUUAUCUCGAGGAUCUUAAGGCGCCUGCUGUUGUGGUCAAGAAAGGAACCCAUCUGGACACUGGUCUUGAGAUUUGCAAGUCUGCUAAGGCAAACAAGGCGAAACUGAUCGAGAUAUGGUGGGACCACUCAUUGAGAAGGCUGGAGUUCGAGGUGUACCAUGAAAAGUUUCUAACUGUGGAAUAUACCUCCAUUGGAAAACCCACCUUACAAAAUCAUGCGGUUGAGCUUCCUGGAAACUGUUCUCCGGGCGAUGUAGCCAUGAUAUUGCACACAUCUGGAACCACUGGAAGACCCAAGGCUGUUCCCUUGACCCACUUGAAUAUCGUGACCUCUAUGAAGAACAUCACACACACAUACGACCUCAGCCCCUCAGAUAGGACAUACCUGGUGAUGCCAUUAUUCCAUGUUCAUGGCCUGAUUGGUGCAUUUCUUUCCACACUUUAUUCGGGUGGUUCUGUGAUUAUUCCACCAAAGUUUUCAGCCCACCUGUUCUGGGACGAUUUCAUUGAGUAUAGGGCGAAUUGGUACUCUGCUGUUCCCACCAUCCACAUGAUCCUGUUGAACACAAAAGUGCCCGAGCAUUUGCCCAAAAUCAGAUUCAUCAGAUCCUGUUCCAGUGCGCUUGCUCCCCCCACGUUUCACAAGCUAGAGGCGACAUUUAAGGCCCCAGUUCUGGAGGCUUAUGCCAUGACCGAGGCUGCCCAUCAGAUGACCUCCAACAACCUUCCUGGAAAGGGACUAGAACGGUCCCCAGGUACCAUUGGGGUUGGUCAAGGAGUAGAAGUGAUCAUUCUAGACGAUGACGGAUACGCUGUUCCCGAGGGAGUUGUCGGUGAAGUGUCUAUAUGUGGAUCCAACGUUACGUCCGGCUACAUCAACAACGAGAAGGCCAACCGGGAGGCAUUCACGUUUGUCCAUUCUAAGGGAAAGCAAUUCUUCCGCACUGGCGACCAGGGAAAAAUUGAACGCGGUUAUGUUAUCUUGACUGGGAGAAUUAAGGAGUUGAUCAAUCGUGGUGGUGAGAAGAUAUCGCCCAUUGAGUUGGAUGGAGUCAUGUUGGGCCAUCCAGAUGUAGACGAGGCUGUUGCCUUUGGAGUUGACGAUGCCAAAUAUGGUCAAGUUGUUCAUGCUGCGAUAGUACUAAAGCCUGGCUCUAAACUAACAGACAAGCAACUUCACGAGUACUUGAGUACGAAACUUUCAAGUUUCAAAGUUCCUCAGAGGUUCUAUUUUGUCAGUAAGUUGCCAAAGACGGCUACUGGUAAGAUUCAAAGGAGAAAGAUGGUUGAUGCAUUUGUGAAGCCAAAGUUGUGA
This is a messenger RNA of Kuraishia capsulata CBS 1993, 1599 nucleotides long. RefSeq lists its product as uncharacterized. Gene Ontology annotation, biological process: fatty acid metabolic process. The coding region runs from base 1 to 1599 and encodes 532 amino acids. Gene Ontology annotation, molecular function: medium-chain fatty acid-CoA ligase activity. The record is from RefSeq and is a predicted model, not a curated record. NCBI's taxonomy places the organism in Eukaryota, Fungi, Ascomycota, Pichiomycetes, Pichiales, Pichiaceae. The transcript has a single exon.